AUGGCAGACAGUCUCUACGGCAUCAAGCAGGCCUCCAAGACCAAAGCCAAGGAAAUUUCAUCCUCCACUUCUCUCGCGUUCACUACCAACUUGGCGUCACUGAUCUCCAGCUCGUCCUCUGCCAAAGCCAAGCACACGUCUGGCCGGUCGCGUCCUUCCAAGGAGAAGUCGGACAUCUUCACCACCCACAACAAGAAUGUCAAGAAGCGGUCCGCAGCCGACCUCGAGGAUGACCAGCAGCAACGCCACAAGACCAGGGAUGAUAUCGGUUCGGUCGACGAUGCCGAGUUGUAUAGAUCCAAGAGGAGGAUGCAGGACAAAGUCCGUCUGUACAAUGCCAUGAAGCGCGGCGAAUACAUCGGCAAAGAGGACUAUGAUAAUCGUGGACUGGUCGAUUUCGAUCGCAAAUGGGCGGAGGAUCAAGCAAAUGGUGAAGGAGGUGAUUCUGACAGCUCCGACUCCGACGACGGCAGUCAAGUCGGAGAAGAAGAGAUUGUGGAAUAUCUGGACGAGUUCGGCCGCCUCCGAAAAGGGACAAAAGCGCAGGCUGCGCGUGAAGAACGGAGGAAACGGAUGCAGGCCAAUGCCGCCGAAGAAGAGGAGCGACUCUCUGCGAGACCGUCAAUGCCGGGUAACGUUCUCUACGGAGAUACUAUCCAACACCAGGCUUUCAACCCUGACCAAGCCAUUGCCGAGCGCAUGGCCGAGAUCGCGAAGAAACGGGACAAAUCCGCCACUCCCCCUCCGGAUACACACUACGACGCUAGUGCCGAAAUCAGGACCAAAGGCACCGGGUUCUACACGUUUAGUAAAGAUUCGGAAGAGAGGAAGCGAGAAAUGGACGCUCUUGAGAAGGAGAGACUCGAGACAGAGAGAGUACGAAAGGAGAGGGACGAGAAGAAAGAGCAAAGGAAGAAAGAAAUCGAGGAGCGGCGCAAGGCGAUUGCCGCACAGAGGGCGAAGGCGCAGGCUGACAAGUUUCUCAACGAUCUUGAUAUUGAAGGCUUCUGA
Messenger RNA from Fonsecaea nubica, 1011 nucleotides. RefSeq lists its product as hypothetical. The transcript has a single exon. Gene Ontology annotation, cellular component: nucleus. NCBI's taxonomy places the organism in Eukaryota, Fungi, Ascomycota, Eurotiomycetes, Chaetothyriales, Herpotrichiellaceae. The record is from RefSeq and is a predicted model, not a curated record. The coding region runs from base 1 to 1011 and encodes 336 amino acids.